CAGAGCUUGCCAGAACAAGAUGUCUGCAAGGCUGGAUCCCCGAGAGAAUCCGGGGUCGCGAGCGUUCCAUUGCGCCAUGUCCUGCCAACUUCGCGCCUGAGAGUACGAGCAGCCCGCUAGUGGCCAGGCAUGAUGGAUGGUGAAUCAGUAACCCAAUAGAAAAGGCUCCUGGAACUGGUUUCACUGAAUUUUUUAUGGAUAUUGUGGGGGAAAAAAAAACCAAAACAUUCUGAGUAGGGCCUGGAAUAAUGAUUGAAUUGUGAAGAGUCAGAGGGGAAAAAAAAAAAAUGGAAGAAGGCGGCUCUUAUAUUGACACCCUCAGAAUCGUCGCCCCUUCAGCCCAUGGCCGGGGAGCACGAUACUCGGAAGCCUGGGAGUACUUUCAUCUACCCUUGGCCCACUCUGGCCUCCCUGCCAGUCAAUACGCCACCUGCAGGUUGUGUGGAAAGCAGGUCAGCCGGGGCCCAGGGUUCAACGUUGGGACCACAGCUCUGUGGAAGCAUCUGAAGAGUAUGCAUAAGCAAGAACUGGAAAAGAGUGGUCACAGACAGGCCGGCCCUCGACCAGAAGCGGCGCCUCCCCUUCCACCCUCUCCGCCGGGUGUAGAGGGGGACUGGGGGCGCUUGAUGGAACAGAUGGGAGCCCUGGCUUUACGGGCGAGCCAGCGAGAGAGGGAGCUGGAGAAGAGAGAGAGGGCAGUGGAGAGGAGAGAGCGAGUCCUAGAAUUAAGGAAAAGGGCCAUUGAAGAGGAGGAGAAGGAUUUAUCCGAGAAGAGGCAGGAGCUUCAGGCUGAGAAGGAGGGACUGCAAGCCCGCCUCCUGGAAAUAUGCCAGAGGGAAAAUGCUUUGGCCCUGGCUACUGCCCCUCUGUCCACCCUGAUCAAAGAGGAGCAAGAGGAUCAUGGUGAGGGCUACUUAAUAACCAAAGUCCUUUUCUAGACCGUUGGCCAUCCUGAAGCAAAGCUGAACCCCCCAUGCUUUCUCCCUGCUUAGACAGUAGUCAGAGCGAGACAUCUUUAAACCUUUCUUGGUGUUGAUCCUCAUGAGUUUAUGCUUACUGGGCACACACAGAACAUCAGUCUAUAGCUCUUUAUAGGCAUCUCUUCAUCACGACUCUACUCUCCAGCCAGCUCCACUUCCUGGGCCCCUUGGCUCCAAGGGAGAGUUUUGCCUUAAUGUGCCAAGUCCCAGGCCUCCAUUACACUUCACGAGAGUGUCCUCACCAGGGAUAGUGCCUUCCCUGCAGCUUUUAGUUGUUGUCUUCUCUAUUAGACUGCAAGCUCCUUAAGAACAAGGAUACAAUACUUCCUCAUUUGUAUAUAUCCCCAGUGCUUAGCACACUGCAUGGCACAUCAUCAGUGCUUAGCAAAUGCUUUCUCUACUAAGGGUACAGUUUUGGAAUAUGAAGAAACUCCCUCAUGGAGGAAAUAGCCUGAGACAGAGCCAGUGAACAUUAGUACUGAGAUGGGAGGCCUUCCAGCCCUUCUGAGGCCAGAGCACCAAUCACAUACAAUGUGGGUUCAAGCCCCUGGAGUCCCGAAUAACACUGGAAGCCGCUGUGCCCAAUUAUAGAUUCUCUUCUUACGCUGUGUGCCUGUCCACAGAGCAGUCCUGUAAAGCCAGGGCCUAGAUAAAAGUUGUAUUCAUUUUGCUUCGAGUUUAGGACAAAGCCCAGGAGAUGCAUUUGGCUGGUGUCUCCUUAGUCUGUGAACUCAUCCUCCCAGACCUUUGAUUCCCCCUUCUCUUUUCAUUUGCGUCCUCACGGUCAGUCCUUUCACAAAUGCUUUUGCUGUUAUUAUCUGGUCAUGUCUGACUCAUUGUGACCCCAUUUGGGCUUUUCUUGGCAGAGGCUGGAGUGGUUUGCCAUUUCCUUCUCCAGCUCAUUUGACAUGAGGAAGCUGAGGCAAACAGGUUUAAGUGACUUACCCAGGAUCACACAGCUAAUAAGUGUCUGAGGCCUGAUUCGAACUAAGGGAGAUGAAUCUUCCUGACUUUAGGUCUAGCACUCUACUGUACCACUUAGCUGCCCAUGUUCUGACUUUUCACACUAUCGAUCUUACCACUUCCCACCCCUUCACCUUUUGUUAUUAUUUAUUUCUAUUCCUGGGCUGCCAAGAGCUUCUUAAGAAAACCACAAAAAAUGAGACCAAUACAGAUUCUUAUUCUCAAACCUUACCUGAGUCCUCGCUGCUGCUUGGCAAUCUUCUUAUUUAGCUGUUUUUUAACUUUUAUCAAAUUCUUCAGGACAGCCAUUUCACACUUUCCACAAACUCCUUAAGCCCCUACUCUUCCCCCUAUAUAUAGGCCUCUCAGCAAAUGCCUACUUCCUGCUUUAUUGAGGGCCUUCAGGUGUGAGUUCCCCCAGCUGCUUCACUUCAAAGGUCAUACUUCUCUUUAUUCUCACUUUCCUUCCUGUCUCUAGGAAAUCACUCAAUUUACAAGUAUUUAUUAAAUGGCCAGCAGCCAAGGUGUCUCAUUGGAUAGAGGGUUGAGCCUGGAGUCAGGAAGACCUGAGUUCAAAUGCAGCCUCAGACAUUUACCAGCUGUUUGACUUGUCACAUCACCUUCGUUUGCCUUAAUCCACUGGAGAAGGAAAUCACUCCAGUAUCUUUGCCAAGAAAACCCCAUGGACGAUAUUGAUGCGGUAUGGUUCAUGGGGUCACAAAGAGUUGGACAUUACUGAACAACAACAUUAAAUGGCCAACUAUGUGUUCAACACUGGGAUUACAAAGAGAAAAAUAAAACACCCUACCUUCUGAGAGCUUCCAUCCUACCAGGAAGAAAUGAGUUCCUAUUUCAUGGCUGACCUGUGUUUUUGGUCCCAUUCCCUCCCUCAUUUUCCAAGAAAAUGUCCAAUAAAUUUCUCUCCUUUCUGACAUUUCAAUCUUUUUCUACUUUCUCCUUUCCUUCCAUGUACAAAUGCAUUCAAUUCUUCUUUAUACCAAAGAAAAUUCUCAACUCUGAUAAUUGUUCCAGGUGGUAAUAUACCCCUUUCUUCCUUCUUUUCACUGCCAAACUUCUUGAAAGAAUAGUCUGUAUAUUUUUUCGUGCCUCUACUUCCUUCUAGAAUCCAUUCUAGAAUCCCUUGAAAAUUAGCUUCCAUCCCUUCUGCAACAUCUCCCAUAUAUGUCCCCUGUUUUCCAUUAUGACUGCUGCUAUUGUAGGCCUCACCUUUCCCCCCACUCUUGCCUAGACUGUUGCCUCCUAAAACAUCUCUCAGCUUCUAGCCUCUCUACUUUCUCAAAUCCAUCUUAUACAUUGCUGUCUGAGAAAUUUUAUUAAUGUAUAAGCCGCUGCCCAAAUAUUUUAGGGGUUCUCCAUUACCUCCCUAAUUGGGGUGCCUGGCCUUGGUGACCCUCUGAAAUUGGAUCCCAGUAUUUUUCAGCCUAAUUUCCUGCUACCUCCAACAAUGUAAACUUGAAGGGGGAGAUUGGGUUUUUGUAUCCGUAGAAACUAGCAUGAUGUACAUAGGAGGUACUAAGUAAGCAUUGGAUGAAUGAAUGAAGACGACUCUUCUACACACGUACCCUGUGUUUCAGUGACACUGGACUUAACAGUCAUUAACUAUUUGUAAAAGAAUCCCUUGCUUUUAUAUGAUAAAAUAGCUCAUAUAGAGCACUUAGCUUACUCCCUGGCAAUGGACUUACUAGCUUUUAUUUUAAAUAAGUCCCACCCUGCUCUGGAUUUCAGUUUCUUACUCUGUAAAAUCAAGAGGUGGAAGUAAUCCGGAGUCAUUAACCUUUUUGACAUCACGGACCCCUUUGGCAGCCUGGUGAAGCCUAUAGACCCCUUCUCAGGAUAUUGUUUUUAAAUAUGUGGGGUUACAGAGCAAACCAAUUAUAUUGAAAUACAGUUAUCAAAAUUUGGGGGGGGAGUAUAUGGACCCCAGAUUGAGAGCCCCUGGCCUAGAUGAUCUCUGAAGCUUCCUUCUACCUUUAAAUCUUAUGAUCUUAUGAUUAGGGGCAGCAAGGUGGCACAGUGGAUAAAGCACUGGCCUUGGAUUCAGGAGGACCUGAGUUCAAAUCCGGCCUCAGACACUUGACACUUAAUAGCUGUGUGACCCUGGGCAAGUCACUUAACCCUCAUUGCCCUGAAAAGAAAGAAAGAUUUUAUGAUUAGGCUAAGGACCAUCCCAGCUAAGAGCGGAGAGGUUUCUGUCCAGAUUGCCAGCUAGCUUGUGAUUUGUUUAUUAUAGCAACACAUGAGAACUGAAUACUGUGAGGGUGGAAAGAGGGCCCACCCACAUGGAUGAAAUCAUAGACUUUUCAAGUAUUGAAGACAUAAAUAGGGACUGAAAUGCACACACAUUGUUUAGGGGAAAUUUUAGUUAUAUAGAAACCUGACAGUUUUUCCAAAAUAGCUUCCAUAUGUAGAUAAUGAAAAAUCAAUAACAAAUUUUAGAAGCUGUUAUAAAUAAAUCCAAGAAAAUGUAACAAAUCGUAAACAUUUUCUGCCUGCCCUCUUCCCUGUUCUGGAGACUUUGUCCUUUCCCACUGAUGAAGGAAUGUUGAUGUUUAUUUAAAGCCCUUUAUAAUCUAGUUCCAUUCUACCUUUCCAGGCUUAUUACAUGUUUCUGCCCUCCCUGUAAUCUACAGCCUAGCCAAACUGGCCUCCCAGCUGUUUCCACAUGUGCACAGUUCUUCUGUUUCCUUCCUUGCCUUCACACAAGCAUCCCUGAGGCUUGGAAUGCAUUCUGACCUCAUCCGUGCAUUAUAGAGUCCCUAGUGUUCUAAGCCAAGUUUAAGAGCCACUACCUAAACGAAGCCAUUUCUUAUUCCCCACCCCUCACAAAUGGCUGUGCUCUCUGCCCCCCUCCCCCAAAUUGUCUUGCAUUAUUUUGUGUUGGGGGAAGGGAUGGAGCAUGCCCAGAUUCAUCAUACCUGGGUUCUAGAUGACCACGUGGAAGCUUUGGGGGGAACUUGCUUCUAGCCAUGUGUGACUCAUACUGAGGGCUUGUUCCUUGAAUAUCAAGGAGACCCCUUUUUUGGGUGUGUAUCCAGGAGACCUGAUGACUAUGGAUGCAUGAAAGGGAGCAACCCACCUCUUCAUCUCUUUCUUUGUACCUAUAGAUUAUAUUGAGACAGUCAUCUGUCAGUAUGUGGCAGCUAAAAAGCACAUCAGGCUAGGCAAGGCUGAGGCUGUGUUUGGGUGCUCCCUUAGUGUUUGUUCCUUUUUGAUCUUAGACAAAUAAGCAUCCCAAGGUGCAUAUGUCCAGGUUUGGAGGCAACCUUGUGAAACUGAGAGGUCCAGAGGCCUUGGGUGCAGUCAGGUUAGACCUGUUAACUAGUGGAAAGGGAAACUUCUUCAUCAGAGAGGACAGUCAUGGAAAAGAGGGUUUGCCUGGGUCUGGCUGUUUUACCAGCAGAAAUACUGGAAGUUGUAUAGAUGGUACAGAGCUGAGGUGAAAUGUAAAGUGCCUUAUUAGCACAACUACAGACUGCUGUCCUGAUGAAGUUUAUAUUAUCACCUUCCCAGCAAGUAGGGACAGUAGUUAUAAGUUGUUAUUGUUUUAAGUUUGGUUUAUACGUGUGCACUGUAACUCUUUAGUUUUUAACACGCCUCAUUUUUAUACAUGAGUAAACUAACUUAUCCUGACUUUAUAGUAUACAUUAAGUACCUCUCUACUUUGGGGGUGAGGGAGUCUAGAUGUGAACCAUAAUCUAAUUUACUCUAAGGAAAAACUCUCCCAGGGUGCUGGGGUGGUAGUCCUAAUGAGCCAGUGAGGGUGAAUCCAAAUUAUUAGAGGGCAGGCUCCCUAGGACUGGACCCUCUCCAUACUUCAUGCUUGGGUGUGAAGGUAUGGGACAUGGACUGGGCAUACUACUCCAGCCCAUGUGCCCUCUCAAGGUUAGAUGCAUGUUUUGUAUAUACUUAUUUUUUUUUUGGGGGGGGGGGGGAGGCAAUUGGGGUUAAGUGGCUUGUCCAGGGUCACAGAGCUAGUGUCAAGUGU
Molecule: messenger RNA, 5949 nt
Organism: Dromiciops gliroides (monito del monte)
Lineage: Eukaryota; Metazoa; Chordata; Mammalia; Microbiotheria; Microbiotheriidae
Gene: ZBED3
Product: zinc finger BED-type containing 3
Exons: 3
Coding region: 288-938 (216 amino acids)
Biological process (GO): regulation of transcription by RNA polymerase II
Molecular function (GO): transcription cis-regulatory region binding
Source: RefSeq, a predicted model, not a curated record